Messenger RNA from Hibiscus syriacus, 1114 nucleotides. Its product is annotated as BTB/POZ domain-containing protein At1g01640-like. Gene Ontology annotation, molecular function: protein binding. The record is from RefSeq and is a predicted model, not a curated record. NCBI's taxonomy places the organism in Eukaryota, Viridiplantae, Streptophyta, Magnoliopsida, Malvales, Malvaceae. The transcript has 6 exons. The coding region runs from base 26 to 844 and encodes 272 amino acids.
AACCUUAAAACAAUUUAAAGAAGACAUGUUUCAAUCAGCCGUCUUCGGUUGCACUUCAGGUUCCUUCGGUUCAGCAUUCUCCUCCGGUCCCACUUUAGAUUCCUUCGGUUCAACAUUCUCCUCCGGUCCCACUUCAGGAUCUUCGUCUGGUCCAAGUUUGUUUUCUACUUUUUCCUAUUCAUCAUCACCAAGUAGAAGUAACACUACACCAGCAAACAAGAAACCAUCGACUGAUACCGAAGAAGAUUUGAUAAAGAGGAUAAGUUUUCUUAGUGGAUUUAUGGUGGCUUUCAAGGAACAAAUUCACACUGAUAUCAAGCUUAGGCCUAACAAUGGGCCUUCCAUAUCCGCACACAAAUCUUUACUGGCAGCAAGAUCAGAGAUCUUUAAAAAUAUAUUAAGCUCAGACAACUACAAAGCUUCACCGAGUGAUGCUGAGACUCUCACUCUACCGGAGUUAAACAUCGAAGAGCUCAAGGCCCUCCUAGAGUUUCUUUACACUGGGGAUUUGCCUGAGGAUAAGUUUAAGGAGCAUGUUUUCACAUUAUAUGUCGCAGCUGAUAAGUAUGAGAUUCGGUAUUUACAAGAUGCGUGCGAGCGUUACAUGCUGAAUUCCUUGAACGCAUCGAACGCUCUCGAUAUUUUAGAGUUCUCAGAUUCACAUCUGAAUAAGAAUAUGAAGCAAACGACUCUGAACUUCAUCGUGCAGAACAUGAAGAGCAUAGUUUCAUCGCAGAAAUAUGAAGAUUUCGCUUCCAACAAUCCAUGUCUCUGUGUUGAGGUUACAAGGGCGUUUGUUGAUGCCAGUGGCGUAUCUAGGCCCAGGCCUCAAAAUCAAAUAUAAUGGCCCAACAGCAGCAGCCCAAACAAGUUGGCCCGUUCCAAGCCAAACCCUAGUAGUUUCUCUCUCACCAGCGCCGCAUCUCCAAGUAACCCAGGUUCCCCACGCUACACGCCACCAAUCCCGACUCUUCCGGCGCAAGGAGAGCACGAAGAUCCUUCAAUAACAACCCACAACCAAUUAUCUCGGUUCAGCAACAAACCAAUAGCAAAUGUUAGUUUUUAACUAGGAAUCAAACUCCCAAAAAUAGGGUGGCUUGAAUAUUAUAAAUAG